This is a messenger RNA of Manihot esculenta (cassava), 1474 nucleotides long. Its product is annotated as F-box protein At4g35930. The transcript is spliced from 6 exons. Lineage: Eukaryota; Viridiplantae; Streptophyta; Magnoliopsida; Malpighiales; Euphorbiaceae. Bases 343 to 1146 code for a protein of 267 amino acids. Gene Ontology annotation, molecular function: protein binding. The record is from RefSeq and is a predicted model, not a curated record.
UGUUGAAAAUUUUGGCGGGCAAUCUAAAGAAAUUCAAAUAAAGAGCAAACCCUAGCGGCCCCAUCUCUUCUGUCUCUCCAACUUUCUCUCACUUCAAGAUCUGUGCGGUGCUUGUUUCUUCUUUCAGCUUCCAUGGAUUUCGCUGUAAUUUCUUGAAAUAUCUAGUGGAUUAACCGAAGAUAGUUGUGAAUGUUUCUAAUUCGUGCGAGUUUGGAUUGGUAUAUAUCCUCUAGGUCUCAAUUGAUGGUGGCUUAAAUUAUUUUUAGGUCAUUUUUGCUUGAAUAUAAGAGAAGAAUUAGUGUUCAGUGUUGAGGAAAAUUGGAAAACAAGGGGGGGUGAAGUAUGGGAAAAGUUUCCCCAAAAGAUAGGGAUUUGAAAACCCCCAAACAGAAAAGGCGACUGCGGAGUUCUAGCAACAGGUUUCUGAAACCAGGUGCCCUUGCUCAGCUUCGCUAUAGCAAGGCUGCGGCUACUAAGUCAUGUACCGAUCUCGGGAAGAAAAGGGUUGCAGUGUUCACCACCAAGAAGGCUGAGGAAGAUGAUCUCAUGAAUGAAAAUAAGGUGGUUGAUAAGAGCCCCUUGAUGUUGUCCCCUGUGGAUAUACUUAAACAGAGUCAUUUGGUAAGGACGCCAAAGACACCUCAAACUGAAGAGAGUGAGUCUGAGUCUAGGCUCGAGUCCCUUCCAAUGGAUUUACUGGUUAAAAUACUUUGUCACCUUCAUCAUGAUCAAUUGAGGGCAGUUUUUCAUGUAUCUCGGAGGAUUAGAAGAGCAGUUUUGCUUGCGAGGCAAUUCCAUUUUAAUUACACAACACCAGAUCGCUCUCGGCAGGAGAUGCUGAGAACAAUGACCCCACGACCUACUGAACACUGGCCUUUUAUUGGCAAGAAAGAUGGGAAGGCUGUAUUCAUUCCAAGCCCACACACUCCGAAAGCACCAAGACAUGGUCCCCGGCCACCUUCUCGCAUCAAGGUCGCUGAGAUGAAGCAAAUUGCUGCUGUUCUUUUCCAAGAUUCAGCAUUUCCUUCAAGAUACAUGGUACCAUCUGCUUUGUCCAAGCCCCUAUGCAAAUCAUUGGCUUCUAACAGGGUUUUAUUUUACGAGGAUGAGUUGUGCCAAGCUGUUGCUCAGAAUAAGCUUCGUUGAUUUCCAUCCCGUCACCUGUUCCUUUUUGUGUAUAGUUUGUUUCCUAUCGCUUUAGUUAGUCAUAGUUUGGAAGGGAGGUAUGCAAUUUUGUAGCUUUUACUGGGUAGUACAAGAAGAUAUUAUGGGCUUUAGAUUUGCAUUAGAGAAAAAAUUUUAGGUGUGGCUGUGGGAAUAAUAUAUUGAAACUAGUUACUUGUAUAUUUCUAUAUAUAUUUGGAAGAAUGGUUUUCCUCUAGAAAAAAAAAGAGCGUCUGGUGUCAUCGGUAUUAAUCAGUUCCAUAAAGUUUUCAUGUCAUAAGAAGUGCGCUUGAUAUAUUAGAUCUGUGAA